GCUUCCCGCUCAGGCACGCACAAGCCUGCCUCGAUACGCUGACUGUACAUCAAGAAUCUUCUCAAACGCCCGAGGUCAUCAACUCAUCAUUCAAUACGCGACAGUCUUCUUUCCGCGGACCUCGACUCUGCGCAGAUCACUCUCUCCGAUCCGUGUGCCUUGAGAUCGGGAUGAUGCGCCAAGCUGCUCGGGUCGUGUGCGCCGUCGCGCUGCUCGUCACUGGUGCGGCCGCCGUCGAGCUGCCUUUUGGACUGGGAGGCAGUGUUAGUAGUGGUAGCGGCAGCGUCGCCGACGUCCUACAGGCAAAGACGUGGUACACAAGCAACUACACUUUCCCAGUCUGGUCUCAGAAGUACACCGUCCGACCCAUCGACUACAAGGUGGAGGCUUCCCUCUUGCUCCUCGUUGCGCUGUACAUCUUCUUGCACCUGCUGGGCAAAGCUCGGAAUCAAGCGGUGGCCAAGACAUGGGCUAAUGUGGCUGUGCCCAUGCUAGCUGAUGAGUUCGCAGUGGUAGGAAAGGGUACAGAAAUCGGAGCGAGCGGUGGGGAGGAGCACCUGGUGUGGAACGGAGCUGGCGAUGCGCUCUUGUUCGCUACCGGACGCAGAGGCGUCAACAGCCUGCACGCGUACUUUGAGCUCGUGCCCUACCACGACCCUCUCGCUCUUCUCUACCACUUCGUAGGGGACAUUGUUGCAGCCACAGUCUCCUCAUCGGCCAGAGACACCCUCUCGCUCCACUUUGCACUGCCCUACCAAUCUCCAGACAACGUUUCCGGCGUCUUCGCCAUCAUUUCGAAAACCGCCUUGAGACGAUCCAGGGCAGGAAGAUUCGACUUGACCUUCACCAAGCUGGCUGGCGAUGCGGAAACAUCUGCGAGGAAGUUGGACGAGCGCUUCGUCGUGCUCAGCGAGACUAGCGAUCUUAGCGACUCUCUGCUCGGCGAGCAAGGUGCUAAAGGAGAUGCGCAUCGGGAUAAAGUCGGUCUGCAGAUUGCCAUCAAUGGGCCUGCAAAGGAUCUUCUGGAAAGCCUCAUUCUUACCGAUUUGCCUCACGAGCGACCCUGGAAUGGUCCUGUCCCCGUAGAAAAACGCACACGAAGCCUCGUUCUCACGCUCCGAGCCCCACAUAACAUCACCGAAGCUCGCGCUAGUCUAGCGCUCGUAGAAGCAGCUUGCAAUCUGCUGGAUGCCAUGGAGCUAGGUGCGGCAAGGUUGAGUGCCCUCACCCUGACCAAGCUGAGAAAAACACGGGCGGAGCUGGACAAGGAAUUGCUGGAUGAAUCUCUCAAAGAGCAGAGAGAAGCUGAGAAGGAAGCGAGAGAGGAGGCCAAGCGCAAAGCGGAUGCUGAAAAGUUCAGCAAAUUAUCGGAAAAGGAACAGGCGAAAAGGAAGGAACUGGAAAAGAAGCGGGCGCAGCGCAAGGCAGGGAAAUCGAUGAGGGGCCGAUCGGGAUGAGUAGGAUUCCUGGGCCUCGAUAGAUGGGGCACCAUUCGACGAGUCGUGCUGGACGUGCUUCACAAGUCCGCUCAAAUUCAGACUGCUCUCGCAAAUGCAAUGCAUUGCACCGCUC
This is a messenger RNA of Ceraceosorus guamensis, 1572 nucleotides long. RefSeq lists its product as hypothetical. Gene Ontology annotation, cellular component: endoplasmic reticulum. The coding region runs from base 171 to 1457 and encodes 428 amino acids. The record is from RefSeq and is a predicted model, not a curated record. Gene Ontology annotation, biological process: endoplasmic reticulum calcium ion homeostasis. The transcript has 5 exons. NCBI's taxonomy places the organism in Eukaryota, Fungi, Basidiomycota, Exobasidiomycetes, Ceraceosorales, Ceraceosoraceae. Gene Ontology annotation, molecular function: calcium ion binding.